CAGAACAGUGACACGUUGAACGCAACGCAGCCAUAGGAACCGGUCCUCUCUGCUCUGCUCUGCUCUUCUCUUCUCUUCUCUUCUCUUCUCUUGUGUUGUGCAAUAACCAAGUGAAGCUCUCUCUCUCUCCCCCAAUUCCCAAAUCCAGGCAGAGACUGGCAAAUCAGAACCGAAAUGUACAGAUCAGCAGCUAAGCGGCUUCUACAUUCCCUGGGUGCACCCUUGAGUAACAGUAGCAGCAACCGUGUUGUUCGGUUUCGCCCUCUUCAGUCCCUCAUCAGUCAUUCUCGCUUUUCCACUACUGUCAACUCUGAACCCUUUGUCAGUCAAAACCCUACUUACUCAGAUUCCACGCCGUCAACAGCCGAUCACACGCGCAGACCAAGAGUAGAAUACCAAGAUGAGCAAGCUCGCGUGCUCCAAGCCUCACUUCCCCAUGUCAUAAGGUUGGGGUGGAGUGAAGCAGCUAUGAUUGCUGGUGCGAGGGAUGUUGGUGUGUCUCCGUCAAUUGUGGGAUCGUUCCCAAGGAAAGAGGCUGCCCUUGUUGAGUUUUUCAUGGAUGACUGCCUGCAAAGGCUCAGUGAUACAAUUGAGUCCGGUACAGAGGAGUUGAGAAGUUUGAUACCCAGCGAGCGUAUCACCAAGCUUGUAAGAAUUCGCUUGGAAAUGCAGGCGCCCUACAUAUCAAAAUGGCCUCAAGCUCUUAGCAUCCAGGCACAACCUGUGAAUGUUCCCACAAGUUUUAAGCAGAGGGCGCUCCUUGUUGAUGAGAUCUGGCACGGUGCUGGUGAUGACACCUCUGAUUUUGAUUGGUAUGUGAAACGGACUGUCCUUGGAGGGAUAUACUCCACAACUGAGAUUUACAUGCUUACUGAUAAUUCCCCAAAUUUUUGUGAUACGUGGGCAUUCUUGGAUAAUCGGGUGAAAGAUUCUUUCGACUUGAAGAAGACCAUUCAAGAGGCAACAUACUUGGCAGAAGCCGUUGGUGCUGGAAUGGGGACCUCUUUGCAAGGAUUUGUGAAGAGCGUGUUUCGGGGGUAAAUGUUGGAAAAACAAUUCUACAGCAAUCUUCAGCGCUCUCUCUUUUCUGGUCAGUAGAGUUGGAUGAGAUGUUGUGUAACUACGUUAGUCUAUCACAACAUCUAUAUCUUUGUCUAUUGAAGUUUGCAAGUGUAGCUGAGUUUUAAGGUCGUACAAUAAUUUUGUUUACUUGUCUGCUGUGCUUUAUUUGACGUUUUGGUUCUCCUUGAACCAGCAUAAAGUUUAAUAAUUUUUACAGGAACAGAGAAGUUGUGUAAAUAAUUAAAGUUGUUUGA
Rosa rugosa (rugosa rose) is the source of this 1316-nucleotide messenger RNA. RefSeq lists its product as uncharacterized. Gene Ontology annotation, cellular component: mitochondrial inner membrane. The record is from RefSeq and is a predicted model, not a curated record. Gene Ontology annotation, biological process: ubiquinone biosynthetic process. Gene Ontology annotation, molecular function: lipid binding. The transcript is spliced from 2 exons. The coding region runs from base 175 to 1041 and encodes 288 amino acids. NCBI's taxonomy places the organism in Eukaryota, Viridiplantae, Streptophyta, Magnoliopsida, Rosales, Rosaceae.